AUCUUUCGGAAACCCUCGGGAUUAAUCUGAAGGGAUUGUGUUUUGAAAAGAGAUUUUGGCGGCUGUUGAAGAAUCCUGGCUUUUCUUGUGAGAAGCAUGUCAUCCAUGAAGUAUGUGUUGGUGUCUGGAGGUGUCAUCAGUGGAAUCGGUAAGGGGGUCAUUGCCAGCAGUCUGGGGAUGAUUCUCAAGUCCUGCGGCAUCAGAGUGACCUCCAUAAAGAUUGACCCCUACAUCAAUAUUGAUGCAGGAACCUUCUCUCCAUAUGAGCAUGGUGAAGUGUUUGUUUUGGAUGAUGGCGGAGAAGUUGACCUUGACCUUGGUAAUUAUGAAAGAUUUCUGGACAUUACCCUUCAUCGUGACAACAACAUCACUACAGGAAAAAUCUAUCAGCAUGUUAUCAAUAGAGAAAGAAGAGGAGACUACCUGGGAAAGACUGUUCAAGUUGUUCCUCACAUCACUGAUGCAGUUCAGGAGUGGGUGGAGCGAGUUGCCAAGAUACCAGUGGACGGAGACAAUAAAAUACCAGAAGUUUGUAUCGUGGAGCUGGGAGGCACUAUAGGAGACAUUGAGGGCAUGCCGUUCAUUGAAGCUUUUCGUCAGUUCUUCCAUUUCCGAGUGAAGCGUGAAAAUUACUGCUGUGUGCAUGUCAGUCUUGUUCCUCAGCCGGGAACCACAGGAGAACAGAAAACGAAGCCCACACAGCAAAGCGUGCGGGAACUGAGGGGUUUGGGUCUGUCCCCGGACUUGAUAGUGUGUCGAUGCCAGACUCCAGUGGCAGAAAGCGUCAAAUCCAAAAUCUCCCUGUUUUGUCAUGUAGAACCUCAGCAGGUAUUUUCAAUCCAUGAUGUCUCUUCUAUUUAUCGAGUGCCCCUUCUGCUGACAGAACAAGGUGUUUCCGAGUACCUGAUGAAACGACUGCAGCUGAACCACCCGUCCCCUUACAACAAUCGCUGGAUGUUACGAUGGAAGGACCUCGCGUCUAGACAUGAUCAGUUACUGAAAGAAGUAACCAUUGCAUUAGUGGGAAAAUACACCCAAUUAGAAGACGCCUACGCCUCUGUCAUAAAGGCCCUCCAACACAGUGCACUGUGUGUCAGCCAUAAGCUGAACCUCAAGUACAUUGAAGCUGCUCAUCUCGAGAUGGAGAUGUUGAAAGAAAAUCCCUCAAAGUAUCACGAGGCGUGGCAUCAGCUGGUGUCUGCAAAUGGCAUACUUGUGCCUGGUGGAUUUGGGAUCCGGGGAACAGAGGGGAAAAUUCUGGCUGCCAAUUGGGCUAGAACAAAGAAUAUACCAUACUUAGGAGUGUGUCUGGGGCUACAGUGUGCUGUGAUAGAGUUUGCACGUAAUGCUCUAGGCUGGGAGGGAGCUCAUUCUACAGAACUGGACCCUGCCACCAAACACCCUGUAGUGAUUGACAUGCCUGAACACAACACAGGACAAAUGGGUGGCACCAUGAGACUGGGAAAACGGAAGACGCUCUUCAACUGCCAGACCUGUAUAACAAAGAAAUUGUAUGGCAAUAAAGAAUUUGUUGAAGAAAGACACAGGCAUAGAUAUGAGGUGAAUCCCAAGUUCGUUAAAACAUUUGAGGAAACUGGAAUGAAGUUCGUGGGUCGAAGUGUUGAUGGAGAAAGAAUGGAAAUCAUGGAACUAGACGGUCACCAGUACUUUGUGGGGGUCCAGUACCACCCUGAGUACAUUUCCCGUCCAAUGAAACCCUCACCCCCUUACCUAGGUCUACUGCUGGCGUCCACGGGAAAGAUGCAAGCCUAUCGAUCCCGCGGAUAUAGGAUGUCUCCACAUUUAUCUUAUAGCGAGGGAAAUGAAUCUUCAGACGAUGAGAUAUCAGAAAUUGUCAAAAAUCUGAGCAUGGAAGAUGGACCAGAAGUCUCUGCUAAAGAUAGUAGUCCUUUUGAUGAAUCUUAAUGUAGAUUUGCAUUUCCUAACGUUGUAUUGAUGUUGGUAAACAUUCCCCUCUUCAUGUUUGGACAAAAUUCACAGAUGAAUCUUUGUCACCUUGGUUUGAUUUGUCGAUGAUACGACUCUAGAAUUCUAGGGUUGUAGUGUAUUAUAAACAGAUGUAUUUAUUGAAUGUUCAGAAAUUUGCCGUGACUGUGCUUUCUGUGAAUUACUACCAGCCAGAUUCUCAAGUAGGUUAAUAUGUUGUAAUUCUCUCCCCUGAAUACGCUAGUGCAUUAAAACUAUAUAGGUAGCCGUUAUUAGGGCAUUUAGAAUAUUUGUUAGAUUGUUAAACAUAAUUACAUGUAUAUUCAUGUUGUGGGUCAUUCUGACGUGGAAUAUUCUCUGGGAGGUCUGUAUUAGAAAAUAACUGGAAUGGCAAACUUCAUGAACAUAUACAUGUACAACUGUACCUGUAGUGAAUGCAUUUCUCUUUCAUUACUCCUCCAUUUAUCAUUGAAUAUAUAUGUUCCAUUCUGAUAUUUGUUAUCGGAUUAUAAUUAUACACCCCCACCAGGGGGAGGAGACAUAUUGCUUUAUAGCUCCAGUCGUCUUGCCGUCUGUCUGUCUCUGUCACAAGUUUUGGGAACACUUAAUCCUGCUCUGCAAAGUGUAAUUUUAUAAGGUGCCAUUUUUUGGGGGAUAAAAGAGAUUUUUGGAAUUCCCUGCACUAUGCGAUAGAUGUAAUAUUUGUUUUUUGCUUGUUUUUGUUGGGGGUUUUUUCCAUCACAGUUUCUGCUGCAUGUGAAAUUAGACUGCAAUGAAACUUGACAGAUUAGGAGAAGGUUAAAACUAAGUGCAAUUGUGCAACACUUUGGUUUUAUUUUUAUAUUUUCUGAUUUCUCUACUUUAUUUUGGACUUUUGAUAUACUGUGUUGUGUAUGUUUAGGAAUUCAAACUGUCUUUAAGUUUGACAGAGAUGUUUAGGAGGACAGGUAUUUGAGAUUGAGAAUGACUAGAACACUAUAAUAUGGGUGUACAUGAGUUUAUAAUCAAAACAUUGAUAUACUAAAAAUAUGAAUAUGAAAUAUUGAAUGAUAAAUUAUAUCACACCAAAGACCAUUGUAAAUAUUAAAUCAAAGCAUAUCAACAUUUUAUUUUGCUUGAAUUUCACUUGGUUUUUUCCCCUUAUUUAUACAUGUGAUUGUGUACAUACUAUUCAUUUCAUAAGAUGUUGUAAUUUGUCUAUUUGGUCUUCACACCAUUAGACCUGCUUAUAGUGAUCAACAAUAAAUAUCACUAAUGUAGUAGGUUGUGGUCAAUAUGAAUAUUUACAUUUCCACUGUUUUGCCUUAGAUAUCUUCACAAUUUUUACUGACAGCCAUUUUCUCAUGGACAUGCUUCAAUAGUAAAUAAUGUGCGUAUGGAUACAGAUAAAUAUAGUACAUCUACUGAACAAUGUGCGUAUGAAUACAGAUAAAUAUAGUACGUCUACUGUAUCUGAUGGGGAUUCCAAAAGAAGCGAAAGUAGAAUGUUAAUACCAGAAAUAAACUUCAUUUGAAAAUACGUAUGGGCUUCAUGAAGCAUGGUGAUGUGAAGAGUCAGUUCAUACCCUAACAUGUUUUCAUAAAUGAAAUUCAUUUCUGAAAUAAAUGCUGUUUCUGCUAACUUUAGGAUUUGUACUUGGGGAUUCCCCGCUAUCAAGUGAGAUUAACUGAUUACACCGUGCUACAUUGUAGAAAAAUACUAAUUCCAGUUGAUGGGCAUUAUUAUUACAAGGCUUUACUUAAGUCGCUAGUGCCAUAUUCUGUAUUGUGGAUACUAGUCUUGUCUGUUUUUAAUUCUAAAUCAUUGUCACAUUAAAGAGGUUCGCACCUGAGAUUUGGAGUAAUGUCAAUUUUUUGGGAAGUGUAUUUUUGAUGUCUGCAUUGAAGGUGAAUUAGGAAAUUAAAAAGAAAAAUUGGGGUCACAAUGUUUGUUAUUGAGCUACAGUGUUCUAAACAUGACCUCUUUGCACUUAAGAUUGACUCGAGCUCCAAUAAACUUGAUUUGUCUGUUGGUGUCAACACAACAUAAGCAACACAAAUCAAUCAUUACAUAAAAUAGAUAUAUAAUCAGGAGCGAACUUCCUUAGUGGAAAAGUUUUUAAGAAAACCCAAGUCUGUGGUAUUAAACAUUGAUACACAGAUAUGAUACAAAACUUUCUUCUUUGAUAUUACCAAUGUAGAUGGGUAUAUAUUAUGAAAAAUGCUCUUUGUAAUAGAAAAUGUGUUUGUGCUUUAUAAUGUUGUGCUUCAGUAUAGAAUGCUUUCAUGGAGUACAUGAAAUAUGUGUGAAAAUUUAAUGUAUUGAUUGAACUCUGCUUUUGUGAAUUUCACCCUCUGAGGAUAAAAUCGCAAUGGACACGUGUAUUUUAGAAGUAUAGACUAUUCAUUAAAUUUUCAAUUUAAAAACACACGCUAUUCUAUGUUAAGCCUGUAAUGUGUUGUUACAUAUGUACAUAUAAUGCCUUCGAUGCAUCUGAUAAAAUCCUGUACGUGUGCACAUGUAUGUAUGUUUCAAGAUUGAAAUUCAAAUUCACUGAAAAUGUAUGAAGUAUUUAGUGCAUGUUUCACUGCAAGAUAUUCAAAAGCAAGUAGAAAAUUAGGUUAUAAAGGGAGGAAAAUCUCGAUUUUGUUUAAGGAAAUUCUUUUAUAUCCUGAUGUUACAUGUACUAGCCAAUUUUUUGAAAUUUUACAGAGAAUAAAAAAGUUGGAGCUAUU
Messenger RNA from Ostrea edulis (European flat oyster), 4662 nucleotides. RefSeq names its product CTP synthase 1-like. The record is from RefSeq and is a predicted model, not a curated record. Lineage: Eukaryota; Metazoa; Mollusca; Bivalvia; Ostreida; Ostreidae. Gene Ontology annotation, biological process: pyrimidine nucleobase biosynthetic process; CTP biosynthetic process. The coding region runs from base 97 to 1926 and encodes 609 amino acids. Gene Ontology annotation, cellular component: cytoophidium; cytoplasm. The transcript is spliced from 16 exons. Gene Ontology annotation, molecular function: identical protein binding; CTP synthase activity.